AUGAACAGCACUUUCACGUUUGGGGAUCGUCAAGCCGGUUACAUGAAUUCUUCAGCUCCUUCUCGUUAUCGGCAAAAUUACCACCGAAGGAACUAUGCACGAGCUCCACAAAUUUGCAAAAACCCGGCUCUCUUCAAGACAACGCUAUGCGACUAUUAUGUUACUGGAGCCGACUGCAAAUUUGGAGAGGAUUGUUGGUAUGCUCACGGAGAGAAGGAUCUGCGAACUUCGUGUGAAAACGAGCAAUACUUUGCAGCUCAACAAAUGGCCACACAUUACCGAAAACCAAUCCAGCCCAUUCAAAAGCCAAGGGAAUCCCAAUGCAAAACUUUGCUGCCUCUGCGUGAGAAUCUUGUCUCGGAACCACAUCAAGAAAAAGGCAUCCCUCCAGCUUCAUUCAAAGCCGAGUACGCAGAAGACACUGUCAUCUUCAUGCCUAUCAAAUGCAGAUCGAUUCACCAAGCCGGGGUUAUUGCUCAAGGUUUGGAAAAAGAGAUGGCUGCAUGGCAAUCUUACAUGGCCACGCAAUAUCUGAAAAGCUUCCAAGCUGAGGAGGGGAUGACAGAAGUCGAAAAGAGCAGCCGUCGCACGUCGGCCCAAUUCUCUGCCACUUUUUCGAGCUCGUCUGAAUCGGGACUCUUUUCACCAGCGUAUCCAUUCAAUCAAAGCUUCAAUCUG
Mesorhabditis belari is the source of this 678-nucleotide messenger RNA. NCBI's taxonomy places the organism in Eukaryota, Metazoa, Nematoda, Chromadorea, Rhabditida, Rhabditidae. The record is from the annotation of a GenBank genome assembly.